Eurypyga helias (sunbittern) is the source of this 664-nucleotide messenger RNA. RefSeq names its product protein phosphatase 1 regulatory subunit 7-like. The record is from RefSeq and is a predicted model, not a curated record. The transcript is spliced from 4 exons. Gene Ontology annotation, molecular function: protein binding. NCBI's taxonomy places the organism in Eukaryota, Metazoa, Chordata, Aves, Eurypygiformes, Eurypygidae. The annotation marks the transcript as partial.
UUGAGGCUGUAAACGCCAGCCGCGUCCACGGGCUGGAGUUUAGCCUCACCGCAGUAACACCGCCGCCUCUGCUCGUUUUGCAGGCCAUUGAAAACAUCGACGCCUUGGCUAGUCUCGACAGCCUGUUCCUUGGGAAGAAUAAAAUCACCAAACUUCAGAACUUGGAUGCACUGACCAACUUGACCGUGCUCAGCAUACAGUAUAACCGUCUGACCAAGAUUGAGGGGCUGCAGAGCUUGGUGAAUUUGCGUGAGCUGUACCUCAGUCACAACGGCAUCAAGGUCAUCGAGGGACUGGAGAACAAUAACAAACUCACGAUGCUGGACAUCGCGUCCAACAGAAUCAAGAAGAUUGAAAACAUCAGUCACCUAACGGAGCUGCAGGAAUUCUGGAUGAACGAUAACCUCGUCGAGAGCUGGAGCGACCUGGACGAGCUGAAAGGAGCGAGGAACUUGGCAACGGUCUACCUGGAGCGAAACCCCUUGCAGAAGGAUCACCAGUACCGGCGCAAAAUCAUGCUGGCCCUUCCCACCGUCCGGCAGAUCGACGCCACGUUUGUUCGAUUCUGAACCUCCCGCUGCCCGCCCCCCUCCUCGGAGAAACGUCCCCGCUGGGUUUUUUAUCCACUUACCACUCCCCUCGGGUGUUGGGUCCGCUGGCGCUC